Nyctereutes procyonoides (raccoon dog) is the source of this 3450-nucleotide messenger RNA. It is a transcript of the gene CASP3, whose product is annotated as caspase 3. Gene Ontology annotation, cellular component: cytoplasm. Lineage: Eukaryota; Metazoa; Chordata; Mammalia; Carnivora; Canidae. Bases 934 to 1824 code for a protein of 296 amino acids. The record is from RefSeq and is a predicted model, not a curated record. The transcript has 9 exons. Gene Ontology annotation, biological process: positive regulation of apoptotic process; keratinocyte differentiation; proteolysis.
CGCGAGCACACCUUUAAGCGCCGCAGGCUGGGCGUUUGGAAGGCGACCCGGUGCGGAGAGGAGGCGGCUCCUGCCUGCUACCCGGAGUCUGUGCGACCCGAAGGCUUGCAUAAGGCCGCGCCGCCCUUUCCCGUGCUUACGCAUCCGCUGCCGAAGUCACCUGGAGAGUGCCCUUCCCCCCCGGGCUUCCCCGGGCACAGGCUGCCUCCUUCCCUGUCCUCCGGAGGCAGAUUGCCAUGGGAAGUACCUUUACUUCUGGAAGGCCAGAGAAGACAUGGGAGAACAACGGAACACAAGUAGUAAGGAGCUGACUGCUGCAGAGGCAACAGGACAGAGUGGGAAGGAGAGGGCCUGAGUCACUUAGCUCUGUGACUGUGGACAAAGUCACUUAAUCACCAGAAGUAGGGUUUCCUGACUUUCAGGAGUCUUGGAAAAGUGCGAGCCGUAGAAGCGCACAAUGAGUGGUGGCUGCUUGGAUUGUAAGGACUUGCUCACUGCGUAAGGCCCCCUGGAACCAUCUGAUGGAAGCACGAAAACCAAACUGGAGUUCCUGCUUCCAGUUUUCCAUGGCCAUUCUACCCCCCCUACAUGAGAAGUUGGGAUUCUCAAGCCCAGUUUCAGAGUAAAGGUUAUGUGGAGGCUUUGGAACUCCCUGGAGCUGUAGCUCUUGGGAAUCAAAAGCGUUGUAGAACAGCCUACGUGAGGUAGACCGUUGUGCUAGGGAGUUCCUCGGUUCUGUUUUAACUGUGUUGAGUUGGAAGGCUGAAUUCCUGUCAAUGAAUGACCUGAUCUGUCGCAGUGGAAACAAGUUGCAAUCUGUAUCUUGAUCUGGUGGGAGCGCAUAUAUAUCAAAAAUUGAUCAAGCUGCACGCUUCAUACCUGUACACUAUAUAUGAACUUCAGCGCUCACGUUAAAAAGAGAGAGAGGAAGAAAUGGACCCUAUCACACAUACUUUUAGAAAGGAUUAUUGUUCUCAGUUAGAAGUAUCCAUGGAGAACACUGAAAACUCAGUGGAUGCAAAAUCCUUUAAAAAUGCAGAAACAAAGAUCUUACAUGGAAGCAAAUCAAUGGACUCGGGAAUGUCCUUCGACAACAGUUAUAAAAUGGAUUAUCCUGAAAUGGGUUUAUGUAUAAUAAUUAAUAAUAAGAACUUUCAUAAAAGUACUGGAAUGGCACCUCGGUCUGGUACAGAUGUAGAUGCAGCAAACCUCAGGGAAACAUUCACAAAUUUGAAAUAUGAAGUCAGAAAUAAAAAUGAUCUCACAUGCGAAGAAAUUUUGGAAUUAAUGAACAGUGUCUCUAAAGAAGAUCAUAGCAAAAGAAGCAGUUUUGUUUGCGUGCUUCUAAGCCAUGGGGAUGAAGGAAUAAUUUUUGGAACAAAUGGACCUGUUGACCUGAGAAAAGUAACAGGUUUCUUCCGAGGAGAUUACUGUAGAAGUCUGACUGGAAAACCCAAACUUUUCAUUAUUCAGGCCUGCCGAGGUACAGAACUAGACUGUGGUAUUGAGACUGACAGUGGAAUUGAGGAUGACAUGGCCUGUCAGAAAAUACCAGUCGAAGCGGACUUCUUGUAUGCUUACUCUACAGCCCCUGGUUACUAUUCCUGGCGAAAUUCAAAGGAUGGAUCAUGGUUCAUCCAGUCACUUUGUGCUAUGCUGAAACUAUACGCUCACAAGCUUGAGUUUAUGCAUAUUCUUACUCGGGUUAACCGAAAGGUCGCAACAGAAUUUGAGUCCUUUUCUCUUGACUCUGCUUUUCAUGGAAAGAAACAGAUUCCAUGUAUUGUGUCUAUGCUCACAAAAGAACUGUAUCUUUAUCACUGAAGAUGGAUAGGUUGGUUUGUUUUUUUUUGGUUCAUAUGCCAAGUGAGGAAAUGGUUUAACUGAUCCUAUAUUUUCCUCUCAUUUAAAUCUAAUUGAAUACUUGAAGUGCUACUUCGGAACAUGCUCCUUUCAUAGCAAUAGAACUAUGAGGCUACCUCACACUCAGAACCAGGUAGCUGAAAUUGAAUUUAAUUAGGAAUAAAUAGAAAUGGAUAAUAGUAUAAUCAUUGUGAGAGGAAAUGUUUCUAAAUUAACUGCCCUGAUAAUUAGCAAGUUUUAGUGAUGGUGUUAUGAAUUUUUAAGUAAUUAUGGAAAAAAAGUUAAGCAUUGUAGUUAUGAAUGUCAGUGAUCUUGAUCUGUUCUUAUUUGAAAGUAUGCACCCUGGUUUUUGUCAAACUAUAGACACAGCUCCGUGGGCAUGAUCAAAAUCUAAAAGACCUACCUUGAUUUUUAGAAUCAGGAUAGGGACAUAAGUCACUGUAUUUUUAGAUCAUUUGUCUGAGCGCAUGGUUUUGUGGUGUUUGGCUGAAGCAUGUCUUUGUUGCAAAAAGUCAUGUUUAAUAUUGAAAAAGAAACUAAUUUGCCAGAAAGGAAGUGUGAACAAAUCCCAUAGACUCUUACGAUGCUAAAUGCAACAUUAAAGGAGGGAGGCAGAGUUAGAAUCACAAGGUGCUGAAAUGUAGUUCAUCCACCAACAUCCAUCUCCUGUAGUUUGUGGCUGGGCCAAUCUGUUGAGCUUCACAUACCAGCAAAAUACAUGAAGAGCUAUUGUAUAAGAACCUCAAACUGCUGAUCACCUGAUAGCAGCGUGAAUUGAAGAAAUUCUGCAGGAACAUACUGAAAUACAACUUACAUAAUAAACACUGAAAUGCCAUGGAGAAGCAAUAAAUCAGUCAACCAGGCACUCUAAUUAGAAGAUGGUUUGAGCGUGAGCAGAGACACUGUAGGCACAGCCUGUGUGAUGAGGGCAGGGCCCUGGACCAGCUUUAGAAAAAGCACUGCUAGCUUUUUCUUUCUCUCUUUUUUUUUUUUUUUUUUGUAUGGACUGGUGUGUGUGGAGGAUGUCCCCCAGGUCAGGAACCUCUAAGAAAGCAAACCAAAUCAGAAACUUCUGAGAUGGAUGGUCUCCAAAGACGCUAAGAGUCACAACAGCAACCACAGCACAUUUUGUAGUACAAUUUUUAAGCAUGAUAAGUUAUUUUCUGUUGAAGUUUACAAUCAAAGGUACAGGAAAUGGUACUGUUAUAAUGAUGUACUGUUCGCUGAAAUGAAAGGCCCAUGGCACACAGGUCCUUGGAAAUUGCUGGUGUCCCUGCUCCUUUGGCACACCAGGAAGCAGUAGCACAGCCCCAAUGGGCAGGCCCUGAGUCCGUGCUCCAUCCCAGUGCCUCUCUGGUUUUGCAGUCUGACAUUUCCUAUAAGCUCUCUUUUUCUCAAAGGAAACUCACAUUUAUAAAUGACCACUCUGUCUCACCUGUGGAACUUUUUCUAAGUAAACGAAGCAUGUAAUGGUAUCUUAAGACGUGCUCCUGUGUGACAAUUUUGUAAACUUUUGUUAUGAAUUUUUAUUUCAAAAUGCAAGUUUUAACUUACAAAUUACUGGUGUGUUCAAGUUUUUGUUGUUGU